This is a messenger RNA of Fonticula alba, 1213 nucleotides long. RefSeq lists its product as hypothetical. The record is from RefSeq and is a predicted model, not a curated record. The transcript has 3 exons. The coding region runs from base 109 to 1086 and encodes 325 amino acids. NCBI's taxonomy places the organism in Eukaryota, Rotosphaerida, Fonticulaceae.
CGCCUUCUCCCGUCUUCCCCCCGUCCCCUCCCCCUCCCUCUCCCCCUAUACACGAAACUCUCCGCACUCCUUUCCCACGUCGUCUGCCCGACCCCCAGGCCCCUUCCCAUGUCCUCGUCUGCUCCCUCUCCCAUGGCCAAUUCGGACGGCCCGCAAACGCCCGGCCCUGCCCAGGGCGUCUGGCCCUCUUUUUCCGCGCAUUGGGCCGCAAUCAAGCGUGAUCUGGCCCGCCUGCAUGCCGGACAGACGAACCCUUUCUCCUACCCGCCGGAGGACUUCGCCCGCUCGGCUGAUGGCUCCCCCCUCGAGAGCUCGCGGGAUUACCUGGAGACCAACGAGGUGAUCAACUUCAGCCGGGCCUUCGUGGCCGGCUCAGUGCUGGGGUUUGUUGGUGGCGGUGUGAUUGGCUCUGUGGCCACCUCCUCGGCCGAUUGGGACCGUCGGCUGAAGCGCUUCGGCCGGGCCGACGUCGACCCGACCAUCAAGCUGAAUUCCCUCUCCAGCGCGGAUCGCAUGAAGUUCCACACUGCCCGUGCGCCGGUUAUGUUGUCAUCUCUCUUCAUGAAUGGCAUGGUCACUGCCGCCCGAGCGGGUCUCUUUUGCGCGACCUUCUUCACGGUGGCCGGCGCCGUGUCCCUCGGCAUGACGCACCUGCUGACCCGGGGCAAGUCCAGCGCCGAGGAGUCUUCGACGGCCGCGGAGCCGGCGGCGAUCGCCGCUCCCCCGUCCGAGCCGUCGGCCAUCCAGCGCUGGGGGCCUCAUCUCCGGGGCACCGUCUCCUUCGGCGUGGCAUCCCUAGUGCUAACCGGCCUCUAUGGAGCGAUGCUCUUCCGCCGGGGCCGGCUCUUUGGCAUUGAGACCCAGCGCAUGGCUCUCAGCCAGGAUGGCCUGCUUUUGGGGCAGUCGGCGCGGCCGCUCCUGCCGACCGGGGCAGCCUCCGCUGCUGGCUCCUCAAGCGGCCCGCUGCGCUCGCCCUCGGAGAAUGCCCAGUCCAUGGUGCGGUCCUUCUCGGUGGUCAGCAUCCUGCUUGGUACCCUGACCGGUGCGCUGGUGGACCUGCGUGCCUGGCUCCAUUCUAAGAUGUAGUGCCGUUCUCUCUUUCCCUCUCUCUUGGAGCUUCUUUUUUUCCACCCCUCCCUGCUCUUUGCUUUUCUCCCGACUUCGGUCCUCUGUGCCCGGCCAACCCCCCCAUAGACACAUUUCCCCUUCCAAA